GAGCGGGCGCGGCGCGGGGCCCUGCUGGGGGCCCUUCCUCUUUGGCUGCUCGGAGGAGGAAGCCGGGCCGGCCGGUGCGCCAUGGAGCGCCCGGGCGGCAGGGCCGAGCUCUUCCAGAAGCUGGGCUACGGCCCCGAGGACGUGGCCAGGGCUCUGGGGAAGCUGGGCGAGGGCGCACUGGUCAACGACGUGCUGCAGGAGCUGCUGCUGACGGGCCGUCCCCGGGCCCCAGGCGACCCCGCGCCCGUGCUCGUCCCCCGGGGCUCCUGCGGCCUCCUGGGCGCGGCUCCAGACCCCCAGGAGGAGGACGCUGGCCCCGCCGGCUCCCUGAGACCCAUUGUGAUCGACGGCAGCAACGUGGCCAUGAGCCAUGGAAAUAAAGAAGUCUUCUCUUGCCGGGGAAUCCAGCUGGCUGUGGACUGGUUCAGGGACAGAGGACACACCUACAUCAAGGUUUUUGUCCCAUCCUGGAGGAAAGACCCGCCAAGAGCUGAUACCCCCAUUCGAGAACAGCGCGUGCUGGAGGCGCUGGAGAGGCAGGGCGUGCUGGUGUACACGCCGUCUCGGAUGGUGAGCGGCCGGCGCGUGGUCUGCUACGACGACCGCUACAUCGUGAAGGUGGCCUACGAGCAGGACGGCGUCAUUGUCUCCAACGACAACUACCGCGACCUGCAGAGCGAGAGCCCUGCGUGGAAGUCGUUCAUCGAGCAGAGGCUGCUCAUGUUCUCCUUCGUCAACGACAGGUUCAUGCCUCCUGACGACCCCCUGGGCCGUCGCGGACCCACCCUGAGCACCUUCCUGAGCAGGCAGCCCGAGCCCCCAGAGCAGUCCUGGCAGCGCUGCCCCUACGGCAAGAAGUGCACCUACGGCGCCAAGUGCAAGUUCCAUCACCCGGAGCGGCCGCGGCGCGCGCCCCCGGCCGUGGCGGACGAGCUGCGCGCCCACGCGGCGGGCCUGGAGCGCAGCUUCUCGCGGCUCGCCUGCAGCGACUGCCCGGCGCCCCUCGCGUUGCGCCCCCCGGCCCGGCACGGCCUCACCAGCUCCCCGAACCCGCGAGCCUCCGGCACCUCCCCGUUCCCGCGCGGCGCGCAGGCCCUGGUGCGGGGUGGAGGCCUCUGGGACCUGCCCGGCGACCCGCUCGGCCCCCGCCAGCAGCCCGGAGCCCCGCGGGCGCCCGCGCAAGUGCUGGGCGGGUCCCCAGGUGACCCAGUGUGCUCCGAGCUGGGCUGGGCCGCCCGCGCCUCCGGGGGAGCGCACGGACCGGGAGAUCAGGACCGGCUCCGCGCGCUGCCGUCUCCUCCCGUCGGCCCGGGGGAACCCUGCGAGGGCCUCGCUCCCCGCGCCCGUCCACCUCGCCCGGCCCCUUCUUCUCCUCCCGGGAUCCAGACACUCGGGGGCGACGCGGAGGACCCCUAAAGAGCCGGCCCGGAGGCCGCGGAGUGCUGUCGCGAUCUCGCUGACAGUCCCGCGCCUGAGCCGGAGCCGCCCGCUCUUGGAGACCCUUUUUUCUUGAAUGAGUCUUCGGUAUCGGGAGAUUUACUUGUUAAUCUGUUCUAACCUCAUCCGGUGUGCAGUCACUGAGACUGAGGGCCUGGGCUGCCCAAGUGAGGCAGGACACUGUACUGAGCGGUGGCGCUUGGCCUGAAUGCACACCUUCACACACACACACACACACACACCACUCACAACUGCACAUACACCAAAGAACACAUACCACAUACUGACCCCCUGCAUAUACCACUACAUGUUCCUAUCACAUACAACCAUCCACACAUACCCCCCACUUAUCACACUCACUGCACACAUGCACACACCACUCACAUACAUACUGCAUAAUGUACUGCACAAAAGUCACACACACACACACACACACAACUCCAGUCCUACCCCCACUCUUGGCCGAGGGCUCAGCAUCCUGUUUUCGGGCCAUCCAUCCUGGCAGUUUCUGGCCAGUACCUUCUGCCCUCUGAGCCUUCUAAGCCACCCCUCACAGUUGAGCUGAGGCCAGUGGGCCCAGCUCUUUGCUCAGAAACCUCCAGGUGGGGCCACAGAGAGCAGGGAUGAGCCUCGGUUCUGAGGUUUAUCUCCCCCUCCCACCAGCUCCUACUUUGAGUUUUGGGGUACAGGGAGAAGGGCCCCACCCGUUCCCAGUGGAUAAGAAAUGGGGACAAUGCCACCAGGCCAGGCACCCUGUGUCCUCAGGACCCUCACCCCUCUGGUGGCCCCCACGCAUUCCUGCUUAGAUCCCACCUCUCUCAGGUCUCUUGAGGAUCCAUCUCUGCCAUUCCCCGGGUGUGGGAGAUGUCUACUAGUGGAAAACCAGCUUUAGGCCCCUUAGCUUCCUUGCUCCAUUUAUUACUAGGCUGUGUGUCUUGUUGGCUCAGCCAGGGUGCACUGCAAAGGGAGUGCCACCCAUUCACAGCAGGAGCCACCCCCUGCUAGACAGUGAUCAUGUGUCAACCUGGGGUUCCUCUUGUCUUUUUAAACUGUAUUCUUAGUGCAGCUUGAGCCAGAUGCCCCCUCACCCCCCUUUUCCAAAGAGGACAUUGAACCCACAUUUCACCUUAUUAUUUUGGAACUUUGGUCCUCAGGAGGGCCCACUCUUUCUAGAUCUCCUCCUGAUGCUUUUUCACCCCCUUUUGACAAGACAAGGCUUCUAUUAGGGCUGCUUUUUAUUGCUUGUGUCUGGCUCCUGAUGUAAAAUUGUUGCAUUGCUGAUUUAAAGUUGGAAAUGUUUAAACUGCUUCCUUGGAGGACAAGUUUGAGUUUUUGUAAGCUGUAAAGCUGUUUUAUUUGGUUCUCUGUGAUUAAGACAAGCAUAAAAACAAGUGAAGAAAUAACACACUUCGAGUUAAUCCCCUUUGGAAUCUUUUCCAAAGCCUUUGUAUGUCUUUGAGACACAAAACAUAGAAGGGACUGGGGAAUGAUGUUUUCCUGGUUGCCAGCUAUUACCAUGCUCAGAAAUAAAUCCAUUUUGCCCACAUCUGGACUCUUUGUUGUCAAACUGCAUUUCCAGUUUCUUCUACCUCCACUUUCCCCCACAUUGCUUUUUCACGAUCUCUAUUGUGUGUGUGAGGAUCAAAGCUAUGGCCAGUUUCUGCAGCUGCUGCUUCUUGCCAUCCCACCCCUGGGGGAUGGGGGUGAGAGGCCAGAGCCCACCUUCCCAGGAGAAGCUGUGAACCCAAAGCAAGGACGUCCCUUUGUUGGAUGUCCAGCAGGUUGUUCCCAAGGACCCAGCAGCCUGCCUGCUUCCUAGAUAUUGGAAAA
Messenger RNA from Choloepus didactylus (southern two-toed sloth), 3267 nucleotides. RefSeq names its product zinc finger CCCH-type containing 12D (gene ZC3H12D). Gene Ontology annotation, molecular function: RNA endonuclease activity; metal ion binding; mRNA binding. Lineage: Eukaryota; Metazoa; Chordata; Mammalia; Pilosa; Megalonychidae. The coding region runs from base 82 to 1416 and encodes 444 amino acids. The record is from RefSeq and is a predicted model, not a curated record. The transcript has 5 exons. Gene Ontology annotation, cellular component: nucleus; cytoplasmic ribonucleoprotein granule. Gene Ontology annotation, biological process: 3'-UTR-mediated mRNA destabilization; nuclear-transcribed mRNA catabolic process, RNase MRP-dependent.